CACUACUUCCAUACUACAACUUACUUUAUUGAGAGCCACUUUGUUGUGCAAGUAUAUAAUAGCAUAUAUUUGUGCUUGAUAAUUGAAGAGGAAAAACGCUUAUUGAUUCAGCAACCUGUUUGUGAAGAGAUUAAGAGAGAGUAUGGGGUUUGGAGAUGCAGUUUUGCAGGGAGGCAAGAAGGCUAGCCCAGGAAAAGCUUCGAUUAUGGCUCUUGGCAAGGCCUUCCCUCACCAGCUUGUGAUGCAGGAAUUUCUGGUUGAUGGGUAUUUCAAGAACACCAACUGUGAUGAUCCAGUCCUAAAGCAGAAACUGACUCGACUUUGCAAGACAACGACUGUGAAAACUAGGUAUGUUGUGAUGUCAGAAGAGAUCCUAAAGAAGUAUCCUGAGCUUGCCAUUGAAGGGCUUCCAACAGUGAAGCAGAGGUUGGAUAUCUGCAACUCUGCAGUUACCCAAAUGGCAAUUGAAGCCUCCUGGACUUGCAUCAAGAAAUGGGGCAGGUCACCAACAGAGAUCACACAUUUGGUAUACGUUUCCUCGAGUGAAGCGCGGUUGCCGGGAGGCGAUCUUUACCUGGCAAAAGGCCUCGGGUUGCGCCCUGACACGCAACGCGUCAUGCUCUACUUCUCUGGCUGCUCCGGGGGCGUUGCCGGCCUUCGUGUGGCCAAGGACAUUGCAGAGAACAAUCCAGGAAGCAGAGUUCUUGUGGCCACUUCAGAAACCACCAUAAUCGGGUUCAAACCUCCCAGUGCGGAUCGCCCCUAUGAUUUAGUGGGAGUGGCGCUGUUCGGGGAUGGGGCGGGCGCCAUGGUUAUCGGCUCAAACCCGGUUCAAGAACUCGAAAGGCCGCUGUUUGAGCUGCACACUGCUAUACAGCAUUUUGUGCCGGACACGGAGAAGAUCAUCGAUGGGCAGCUGACUGAAGAAGGCAUAAGCUUCAAGCUAGAAAGAGAGCUUCCCCAGAUAAUCGAAGACAACAUUGAUGAAUUCUGCGCGAAGUUAAUGCGGGUUGCUGGCUACUCUCAUAAGGACGACUUCAACAAGCUGUUCUGGGCUGUUCAUCCCGGAGGGCCUGCGAUUCUCAACAGACUGGAAAAGAAGCUGGAAUUGUCGCCGGAGAAGCUGAGUGCAAGCCGGCGAGCGUUGGCUGAUUAUGGAAACGCUAGCAGUAACACGAUUGUAUACGUUCUGGAGUACAUGUUAGAAGAAAAGAAGCGGGAAUCAGAAGCAGAAGAUUCCGAUUGGGGUUUGAUACUGGCUUUUGGGCCUGGAAUCACUUUAGAGGGAAUCCUUACUAGGAAUCUCACUGCCUGAAGCCUGAAACAAACAUCAUAGGAACUUUAACUAAUUUGUUUUCCGGUUUCAUUACGUAUCAACAAAACAUGGGAGUCUGAAACCUCUACUGCACUGCAAUUUAUCAAUCUGUAAUCCAGGUUUCUUUUUGAACUUCCCUCCUUUAAUUUGCAAGAUGCUCAAAAGAUCAUAUCAUAUGAACAAUCAAUAAUCCAAUGACACAAU
Ipomoea nil (Japanese morning glory) is the source of this 1519-nucleotide messenger RNA. RefSeq names its product type III polyketide synthase B. Bases 143 to 1315 code for a protein of 390 amino acids. The record is from RefSeq and is a predicted model, not a curated record. Gene Ontology annotation, biological process: polyketide biosynthetic process. Gene Ontology annotation, molecular function: acyltransferase activity, transferring groups other than amino-acyl groups. Lineage: Eukaryota; Viridiplantae; Streptophyta; Magnoliopsida; Solanales; Convolvulaceae. The transcript is spliced from 2 exons.